AGUGUGAUAGUUAGUUGUUUCGUUCUUUGUCGUUCUGAGUAAUUUGAUACAAAUUUUUUAAUUUCAAUAAAUAAAAUAACCAUGGACAGCGAGGAAUGUUUGAGGACUAUUCUUAAUAUUGUACGUAUUGUCAAUACUGCACACGAAGUGUUCCAGGAGGUAAAUAGAAACUCCCGAAGGUGGUGGGUUCGUCCUGUCAAUAUUUCACGCGAAGAGGAAGGAUUUUAUAGAACAUGCAUCAAGCAGCUUAAGGAAAAGGAUGAGGAGCAUUUUUAUAAAGCUACGAGAAUGAGCGUUGCUAAAUAUAAUUUAUUGUUGUCGCUAUUAAAGCAACGAUUAAAACGUUUUUCAAAUAGAAAACCAAUUCUGCCUGAGACUCGUUUGGCGGUAACAUUAAUUUUCUUGGCACAAGGAUGCAAUUUCAAUGUCCUAUCUUGGUCCUUUAAACUUGGAGUUUCCACAGUCCGAAAAAUUAUAUACGAAACAUGUGAAGCUAUUUGGGAUGAAUUGCAUGAUGCAUAUUUGUCAACACCAAACGCACACGAACUUCGAGAUAUUGCAAGCAAGUUCUAUGUAAAGACUGGAAUGCCGAAUUGCUUGGGAGCUAUAGAUGGGAAACACAUUCGUAUAACAAGCUCAAGAAAUAGCGGAUCGUUGUACUACAACCAUAAGAAAACGUUUAGCAUUGUACUAAUGGCAGUGAGUGAUGCUAAUUACGUGUUCACAUAUGUUGAUGUCGGUGCUCUAGGAAGCCAAAAUGACGGUUGAAAGAAGUUGCUAAAUGGCACACUGGAAGUUCCUUCUGACACAAACUUACCGGGUACAACGAAUAGCUUUCCGUAUUACUACGUCGGCGACAGUGCGUUUCCACUGAAACCAAAUUUAAUGCGACCAUUUCCCGGCCGUCACUUACCAGAA
Molecule: messenger RNA, 918 nt
Organism: Bactrocera tryoni
Lineage: Eukaryota; Metazoa; Arthropoda; Insecta; Diptera; Tephritidae
Product: protein ALP1-like
Exons: 2
Coding region: 82-768 (228 amino acids)
Source: RefSeq, a predicted model, not a curated record